AUGCGUCGAAUCCAUGUCCACAAUCUUGCACUGCGACUUGCUACACUGCAAUCUACACGAAUCGCUUUGCGAAACGAGUUACCGGAACACAAGCCGAUCUCUCUGACACGACAUAUCCCCAGUUCUGCUCGAGAUCUCUUUCACUGGGAUUUCAUUUCUUCCAACAACAUACUGUUUUGUGCUGGCCAAGUAAACUGUCCAAGACACACUGUCGAUUUGAGUAUACGCACCGCACUCAAUGAAAUUAUCGCACAGGUAUCAUCAUUUCGGUCCUUGUAUCAGUAUUUUACUUCUUUGAAAUCGAAUUAUGUUAUAACUCACUGGCUUUUUCAAAAAAUUGUUAGUGGCGAGUGUAAGAUUGGCUGA
This is a messenger RNA of Gongylonema pulchrum, 366 nucleotides long. The record is from the annotation of a GenBank genome assembly. NCBI's taxonomy places the organism in Eukaryota, Metazoa, Nematoda, Chromadorea, Rhabditida, Gongylonematidae.